AUGGUCCGACUCUCGCGAUCCUCGAGCCUGAGGAUGUCUCAGUCACGCCAUCAGCAGCAGCAGCAGCAGCGGUCGGAUGGGGAGGUGAACUCGUCGUCGCCGCCGCGAACGCCCCCGUCCCAGACGGCAACGUCGAGGCCCGACGCCGCCAACAAAGGGCUCCAGACCCGCCCUCCAAUGCGCGAGACCUUCCUCGACGACAUUACGCCCACUGAGACCGAGAGGGCGGAUAUUGAGGAGUCGGGCGAUGAGCGGGACCCCCAUGACUUGUCGCUCUCCCCCCAGCAUGCCACCCGCACCUCGAUUGUCGACAACAUGCUGCUGUCGCUCGACCAGUUCGCCUUUGCCGGCUCCUCCAUCCUCGACGACUAUCGGCUGUUCAACUCGGUCUUCGAGUCCUCGACCGACCCCUACGAGCUGGCCGCAGCCUCGAGCUCCCCCGCCUCCACCGUCCAGGGCCGUUACCGCGGCCAUACCUUGUCCUCCUCCGUUUCCUCCGAGGUUGACUUUCACUAUGAUGAUACCACAGGUCGCUUCGCCCGCCGCCAACGCAGCAACAGCAGCUCUAUCUACCAGAUGGGACUGAGGAGGGUGGGGAGCAGCCGUGACGGAGCGGCCAUGUCGCUGCCCCCGUCGUCUCGUGGUCACAUGGGUGAACAACAACGCGCAGGUACAAGCGCUGGCGCGCGCGUCAACGGGACGAGAAAAGGGAGCAAAGGCAGUGCUUCGUCUCACAUUGACCCUGGGCCAUCUUUCGCUAGUGCUCGUGCCACCGUCACCACCGAGCGACGCUCCGCCAGCUUCGACUACGGCUCCCGACCAGCCUUCCUCCCGCUGUCCGAGUUGGACGACGACGCCGCACCCACACCCAGUGUUCCCGCUAGGCGACGCAAACAGUUCAUCCAGGGCCCCGACGAUUAUCCCCAGCCGAUCCAAUACCAGGCCGCCCGCCAACAGGCCCUCUCCCGCAAAAACAGUGCCAAAUCCUCGCGAGCUAACCAGGCUCGCAAGGGGAAAACAGACAAUCUGGGCACGGGAACUGUCAAGAGCCGGGAUGGAGAGUUUAGAAAUCAAACAGAGAAUAAUUCUUCUUCUGCUGCUGCUGCUGCGGCGGCGGCGGCGGCAGCGGCAGCUGGUCUAGAAAUGCCCCCCGUUGCACCAACCACUCUGGAUCCCUCUGCCCCGAGUCCAACCAUUUCCUUCAACAAACCGUGGAUCCCGCCCACGGAACCGACCCCGACCAAGGAGCGCCCAGGGUUCUUUCGACGCGUAUUUGGCUCGUCAAAGAGCUCGUCACCUGGUCCGACCGACCAUUAUCACCAACCAGACGUUCCGUACUUGUCGGAGAGUGACGCGCGCGAGGCGUCAGGUACCGGAGUUCAUGCCCACAACCGAAAAUCACCGCCAAAGAAUAGCAGUCAUGGCAAUACUCACAACAACACAUCAGGAGGAGGAGCUGCACCCGCCUCGUCAACCCCUUUGCAUGUGGUCAAUAAGAAGCCCUCGUUCUUCCGGAGGCGGAAGAAGUCCAUGGUCGAAAGCGUGCCGCCGCCGAUCGUGAUUCCCCAGGAGCUAGCCCCAAGGCCCGUCGACCUGCUCAAGCCUCAACCGAGCCCCGUCAGUAGCUUGCGGAAAGUAAUGAACCCGUUCCUGGCCGACGGGACUCCUGCUGGCCUCGCGGUGGUAACCAGAGACAAGCCCGACUGGGAGAUGGCCCCCCUCGCCUCCACUGGACGUGCAGAGAGCGAACCGCCAGAGCCAUCAAAAGACACGACUGUCCCCGCAUCUGUCGGUGGGGGAGCAGCGGCGGGGUCCAGAUACAGUCUCUAUCCUGCCAACGCAGCUUCACAGGACGCUGGCAAUGCCAAAAGAGCAAGCAAAUCUGCCGAUGGAGUGGUCUCUACCGCCACCACCAGUCACAGAGAUAGUGUAGUAGCCACCGGCACCACUGCCAUGGCGACAGAUCCGAAAUCAUACACAGGUCAACGUCAUCCUAGCCGGGGCUCUCUCACCGUCCAGACUGCCAUGACAGAUACCCUACCCGACAAGGAUGCGUCGAUCAAGAGCCUUUCAUUGGCGAAGCAGCUCUCCAGCGACGACGGUCCCGGAUCCCGUGGGGGCUCCAUAUCACAGGAGCUCCUGGCCGAUCCUCCCAGUGCCUCCGCUUCCGAGUACUCUAAUUACUUCACAGCAUCUAACACGCCGGUUGUCCCCUCAGAUGAUCCGAGACUGUCAGAGAUUGUCGAGGCGCGGACGGGCGAUGACGACGACCUUGAUCCGGACGAGGUCAUCGCUGAGGGCGAGCACCACCAGCCACGUGCUACAGACCGUGAGCAGGCGCAGAAACUGUACGAGAGCCAGGACGAGAUCGUUGGCAACGAACCCGCGGCCGCGUGGUUGGGCGACCCUGCCCGUGCGCUGGUGCGCAGCGCAUACAUGGAUCUCUUCGACUGGUCCAACAUGAACAUCCUGGCUGCUCUGCGCAGCCUGUGCACCCGCCUCGUCCUCAAGGGAGAGACCCAGCAGGUCGAUCGGGUCUUGGAUGCCUUUUCCAGCCGAUGGUGCGAAUGUAAUCCGCAACAUGGAUUCAAAGCCGCAGAUGUGGUCCACACGAUCUGUUACUCUAUUCUCUUAUUGAACACAGACUUGCAUUUGGCCGAUAUUGAGCAGAAAAUGACUAAAAACCAAUUCGUCAAAAACACGCUACCCACCAUCCACCGUGUCGCUGUUGACGCAGCGCCCAAUGCCUUUCAGACCAUCCGAGCUCCCACCCGAACCAAGACGUCUUCCAGCGAAGCGGACGCGAGCAAGCCUCACUCUGCCCCGGCAGAGGAGACUGGUCGGACCUCCCCUGACCGGGCCCAACGGCUAGAUGUUCCUCGGCUCGUCGGCGGAGACGUGGAAGGGGAUGCAGGGCCUCUGGUCAGAUCCCCCUUCAACGGCACGAUGCGCGCCUGGGAGGCUCAGGUGGAGAUCGUUCUCCGGGACUUCUACAGUUCCAUUCAAAAGCAAAAGCUCCCCUUGUAUGGGGCUCCGCCGGAGAAAGAAGGGCCCCCCGCCGGAUCACGGCUGUCGACUGCCAAUCUGCUUGGACCGACAGCGAACGUCUUACGCCGCAGCCCUAGCACGCUGAGCAAGUCGGGCUCAGACAUCUACCCUCGCGGCCGGUCUGCGGACUCGCGGUAUGGCAGCGCGCGCUGGUCGUCCAAGCCUCGGUCGCGCGCGCGGCUGUAUCCGUCUUCGAACAUCGGGUCGAGCCGGACCAGCCUGGACGACCAGUCGUCACUGUGGAGUCCCUCCGGGUCGAGUACCUGGAGCAAGUAUUCUCUGGGGAAGCUGACGUCGGUGUCGGUGGACUCUUUCGGGUCGGAGUACCCGCGAGGCGACUACCAGCAGUCGAUCGGGUUUGCGAACGCGCUGAGCCACGCCAUCAUCCGCGAGGACUCUGGGCACUCGAUGCUGAGCUUUGAGGAAGGCGAGGGCGGGGCGGGAUCGCUGUUGGAGGAUGACACGCUGGAGCUGGCGGGGGCGCCAUGGGCCAAGGAAGGCAGCUUGAAGCACAAGCACCACCUGGAUUCGGUGGAUAAGCGGGCCAAGGACCGCAACUGGAGCGAGUGCUUCGCCGUCAUCCAGCAAGGGUGGAUGCGACUCUUCUCGUUCAGCGCGGGCAAGCACAAGGCGCGGCAGCAGCAGCGGCAGCCGGGCGGCGUGGUGGUGGGCGGCGGCAACUGGACGGAGAACGCAGAGGAGAUCUGGAAGUUCUUGCUUCGACAGACCAUCGCGAGCGCGCUGCCGCCGCCGGGCUACUCCAAGUCGCGGCCACACGUGUGGGCGCUCAGCCUGCCGACGGGGGCGGUGCAUCUCUUCCAGGUGGGCACGCCGGAGAUUGUGCGCGAGUUCGUCUCCACGGCCAACUACUGGAGUGCCCGACUCUCCAAGGAGCCUCUGGUGGGCGGCAUUAGCAACAUCGAGUACGGGUGGAGUGACGCGGUGAUCAACAGCGCUCUCAUCCAUUCGGACAGCGGCAACAAUCACAAUCACAAUCACAAUCACAAUAACAAUACUACCAAGUCGCCGCCGACCUCCUCGUCCGGGCCACACGCGCAGCAGCCUCGCCCAAGUAUCCAGAGCUCGAUCCGCAGCUCGAUCGAUCAGCAAGUGGUCCGUCCCCGAUUGCCGGCGGACCGGGUGCACAUCAGCGACUGGGCGCCGCCACAGCAGAGCAUGAUGGCGUCGGGCCUGCCGGAGGGGGAACAGCUGGCGGCGCUGCAGGGGUACGUCAAGAAUGUCGAAGAGGAGCUGCAGAAGCAUAACGAGCUGCGCCCGGCCAUGAUUCUGGCCUUCUCGCCCCGACACCCCAAUGCGACCAAGGCCAUGGCCAACUGGGAGCGCAAGUCGUCGUAUCUCUUGCGUGAGAUCGUCAAGUUCCGCACCUAUAUCGACUCCCUUCAUGGAGCUAUUGCGCAGAAGCAAAAGAUCCAGGCUGAGCGUGCAGAGCACCUAGCUGACAUGGCUGCUGACAUGGCUGUCGAUGCUACAGAGUGA
Messenger RNA from Penicilliopsis zonata CBS 506.65, 4545 nucleotides. RefSeq lists its product as hypothetical. Gene Ontology annotation, biological process: regulation of ARF protein signal transduction. The transcript is spliced from 2 exons. Gene Ontology annotation, molecular function: guanyl-nucleotide exchange factor activity. The record is from RefSeq and is a predicted model, not a curated record. Bases 1 to 4545 code for a protein of 1514 amino acids. Lineage: Eukaryota; Fungi; Ascomycota; Eurotiomycetes; Eurotiales; Aspergillaceae.